AACGGGUCAUGCUUUGGGCAGCAGUGCCAGAAGUCGUCCAGUCACUCAAAUUUGCACUCUGUGGAGUAAGUGGCUAUCGAAAUAUCUAUCGAUUGUCGCUACUCAUAUAAUGCAUUUUGUAAUGCGGACAAAAACCAAUGAUUUGCAAGAGAUCUAAAAACGACGUAUAAGCUAUUGAGUAUCACUAACAGAUUUCUGGACAGUAAUAAUGGAAGAUGUGACAGGCGCUCAGCUCAUUGCUGAGGCACUAAAAGCUCAGAAUGUAGAAUAUAUGUUUGGAAUAGUUGGUGUUCCAGUCAUUGAAGUGGCUAUGGCAGCUCAAGCCUCAGGAAUCAAGUAUGUGGGAAUGCGCAAUGAACAAGCCGCUUGCUAUGCUGCGUCUGCUGUUGGUUACCUCACUGGACGUCCAGGGGCGUGUCUGGUUGUGUCUGGACCGGGACUCAUUCAUGCUCUUGGUGGAAUGGCCAACGCUAACAUGAACUGCUGGCCUGUGAUUGUUAUUGGAGGCUCCUCCGAUCAAAACCAGGAGACCACUGGGGCGUUUCAAGAGUUUCCACAGGUGGAGGCGUGCCGACUGUACAGUAAGUUCUCAGCUCGGCCCAGCAGUCUGGAUAUGAUCUCCUCAGUGGUAGAGAAGGCAGUACGCACUAGCAUGUAUGGACGUCCCGGUGCUGUAUACGUAGACAUAUCUGGGGACAUGGUCAAUGCUAAAGUGGACAGGAGCAGAGUCAGAGAGGUGCCCUGUUGUCCACCUCCUCCAGUGAGUAUGGCUGACCAUAUGGCGAUCACAGAAGCACUGGAUGUUCUAAAAGGAGCCAAACGGCCUUUACUUAUCAUUGGGAAAGGUGCAGCCCAUGGAAGAGCAGAGGGGGCUCUGAGGGAGCUGGUGGAGGGGUGUGGCCUGCCCUUCCUGCCCACCCCCAUGGGUAAAGGGGUGCUGCCUGAUGACCACCCCAACUGUGUUGCUGCUGCCCGCUCCAGAGCUCUGCUCCAGUCUGAUGUUGUGGUCCUACUUGGUGCCAGGCUCAACUGGAUCCUGCACUUUGGCCUUCCCCCCAGGUUUGACCCCCAUGUAAAGGUCAUCCAGGUUGAUCUAUGUGCAGAGGAGAUGGGGAACAACAUGCAACCUGCUGCGGCUCUCCUAGGGGAUGUCAAUGCUAUUGUCAAGCAGCUCCUAGAGUAUGUUCAUAAAGAUGGCUGGAAGUAUCCAGCUGAUACAGAAUGGUGGACCACAUUGAAAGAGAAGAUGGCUGCUAACGCAACAAUGACAAAGGCAUUAGCUCUUCAGUCAACAACACCCAUGAACUACUACCAAGUGUUCCACCACAUCUCCCAGCUGCUGCCCCACGACUGUGUCAUCGUGAGUGAGGGGGCCAACACCAUGGACAUUGGGCGUACCAUGUUGAACAACUACCUUCCUCGACACAGGUUGGAUGCUGGCACCUUUGGGACGAUGGGGGUGGGUCUGGGCUUUGCCAUCGCGGCUGCAACAGUGCAGAGGAACCAGAACACAGGCCAGAGGGUGGUGUGUGUGGAGGGGGACAGUGCCUUUGGAUUCUCUGGGAUGGAGGUAGAGACCAUGUGCAGGUAUAAACUCCCGGUGGUCAUCAUCGUGGUCAACAACAACGGGAUCUACAGCGGCGUGGAUGCAGAGACGUGGGAAAUGAUGGGGAAGAUGGGAGAUCUCACCACUGUAGCCCCCCCUGUGACCCUGCUGCCUGAAGCCCGCUAUGAUGAGGUCAUGAACGCCUUCGGAGGACGAGGGUUCCUGGUGCGGACAGAGGAGGAGCUGCGUAGUGCCUUACAGCUCAGCCUCAGUGACUGGGAGAGACCUAGUCUCCUCAACGUCCUCAUAGACCCCUCCUCAGACAGGAAGCAACAGGAGUUUCCAUGGCUAACUCGCUCCAACCUGUAGGCCAGUGAGGAAGACCUGCUUCCUUCUGCCACCUGAUGGACAAAUUGGGUACAUCCCAAAUGGCAACCUCUUCUCUAUAAGUUUCAUUCUCUAUGGGCCCUGGUUAAAAGUAGUGCACUAAAUAGGGAAUAUGGUGCCAUUUGGUAUGCAGCCCUUGUCAGUGAAGUUUCUCUCUAUAACGUGGUGUUUGGAGACAAUGACAGCUCCUCUCUCGACCAUGAGAAGGCUGCAUGUGUUUUUGUAUCUAAAAAAUAAUCAUGUUUCUAUGAAAUGUUUUAAUCAAGUCACAUUUACUACACGGUAGUAUUACAUUUUCGAUUUUGGAAAUUUAUACCAUGAUUAAGAUGUAGAUUUGUGAGAAAAUGUCAGGUAUAAUAUUUGUCUUUGGCUGGUUUACUAUAUUUGUACAAGUGUCCUUGAUAAUAAACUUAGUUGCAGACAAACUGAAA
This is a messenger RNA of Oncorhynchus tshawytscha (Chinook salmon), 2364 nucleotides long. It is a transcript of the gene hacl1, whose product is annotated as 2-hydroxyacyl-CoA lyase 1. The record is from RefSeq and is a predicted model, not a curated record. Gene Ontology annotation, molecular function: catalytic activity; thiamine pyrophosphate binding; magnesium ion binding. Gene Ontology annotation, cellular component: peroxisome. Gene Ontology annotation, biological process: fatty acid alpha-oxidation. The coding region runs from base 209 to 1915 and encodes 568 amino acids. The transcript has 17 exons. NCBI's taxonomy places the organism in Eukaryota, Metazoa, Chordata, Actinopteri, Salmoniformes, Salmonidae.